Myotis myotis is the source of this 999-nucleotide messenger RNA. Its product is annotated as N-glycosylase/DNA lyase-like. The record is from RefSeq and is a predicted model, not a curated record. Gene Ontology annotation, cellular component: nucleus. NCBI's taxonomy places the organism in Eukaryota, Metazoa, Chordata, Mammalia, Chiroptera, Vespertilionidae. Gene Ontology annotation, molecular function: damaged DNA binding; 8-oxo-7,8-dihydroguanine DNA N-glycosylase activity. Gene Ontology annotation, biological process: base-excision repair; base-excision repair, AP site formation; nucleotide-excision repair.
AUGGGGCAUCGCACUCUGUCCUCCGUCCCGGCUCUCUGGGCCUCCAUCCCAUGUCCACACUAAGUGCGCCUGGACUUGGUUCUAGCUUCUGGACAAUCCUUCGGGUGGAAGGAGCAAAACCCUGAGCACUGGAGUGGCAUGCUGGCAGACCAGGUAUGGACACUGACCCAGACCGAGGAGCAGCUCUACUGCACUGUGUACCGAGGGGAAAGGGGCCAGGCUGGCAGGCCCACACCAGAAGAGCUAAAGGUCCUGUGCCAGUACUUCCAGCUGGAUGUCAGCCUGGCUCAAUUGUAUCGCCAUUGGAGUUCCAAGGACCCCCACUUCCAAAAAGUAGCUCAGAAAUUCCAAGGUGUUCAACUCCUACAACAGGAUCCCAUCGAGUGCCUUUUCUCCUUCAUCUGUUCUUCCAACAACAACAUUGCUCGCAUCACUGGCAUGGUAGAGCGGCUCUGCCAAGCCUUCGGACCUCGGCUCAUCCAGCUCGAUGUUGUCACCUACCAUGGCUUCCCCAGCCUGCAGGCCCUGGCUGGGCCAGAGGUGGAGGCUAAGCUCAGGAAGCUGGGCCUUGGGUACCGUGCCCGCUAUGUGAAUGCCAGUGCCUGAGCCAUCCUUGAAGAACAGGGGGGGUUGCCCUGGCUGCAGCAGCUGCGCAAGGCCUCCUACGAAGAGGCCCACAAGGCCCUCUGCACCCUGCCUGGAGUGGGCACCAAGGUGGCCGACUGCAUCUGCUUGAUGGCCCUAGACAAGCCCCAGGCCGUGCCCGUGGAUGUCCAUGUGUGGCAGAUUGCCCAACAUGACUACAGUUGGCACCCCACAACAACCCAAGGCAAGGGUCCAAGCCCCCAGGCCAACAAGGAACUAGGAAACUUUUUCCAGAACUUGUGGGGACCUUAUGCUGGCUGGGCCCAAGCAGUGCUGUUCAGUGCUGACCUACGCCAGCCCCACCAAGAGCCACCAGCAAAGCAUAGAAAGAGAUCCACAGGGCCUGAAGUCUAG